This is a messenger RNA of Argiope bruennichi, 2417 nucleotides long. Its product is annotated as flavin-containing monooxygenase 5-like. Bases 190 to 1746 code for a protein of 518 amino acids. Gene Ontology annotation, molecular function: NADP binding; flavin adenine dinucleotide binding; N,N-dimethylaniline monooxygenase activity. The transcript is spliced from 3 exons. Lineage: Eukaryota; Metazoa; Arthropoda; Arachnida; Araneae; Araneidae. The record is from RefSeq and is a predicted model, not a curated record.
UGCUUUAGUAAGCCGAAUUCCUUUUUAACACUCUUAAUCCUCGUGUCAAAUACUGAAAAGCUAUUGUUGUUUUUGUUGUCCCAAGGGCUUGUCAAAGGUUGAAACUGCUAGUCGGGCGAGGCUUAUUAAUUGUGAUCCGAAACCAAAGCGGAGAUGUUUCUGUGUGACUGUUCCUUUCCAAGCCCAUAAAUGUUGGAAGAAAUGAGCCAAGCUAAGCUUGUUGCCGUCAUUGGCGCUGGUGCAAGUGGGUUAGCUACAAUCAAGAGCCUGAAGGAAGAAGGUUUUUAUGUAGUGUGCUAUGAGAAGACUGAUGAUCUAGGAGGGCUAUGGAAGUACCGGGAAGAAGAAAUGGAAGGGGUGGCUUCAAUUAUGAAAAGCACAGUAGCAAAUGUCAGCAAGGAGCUUAUGGCGUUCAGCGACUUCCCGCCACCAAGGUCUUUCCCCAAUUUUAUGUCGCAUAAAUACGUUCUAAAAUAUCUCGAGAAAUAUGCGGAAGCUUACGACCUUCUGCGUCACAUAAAAUACAGACACGAAGUCACAAGAAUCUUGCCUACAGCUGAUAACUAUAGGACAGGACGCUGGGAAGUAACUAUCAAGGACAAUGCUAAAAACAGAAUUUUAGUUGAGGUUUUUGACGGCGUGGCUGUCUGUAUCGGACGCUAUGGCUUCCCAAAGAUACCUAGCUUCACUUCCUUGGAUACAUUCAAGGGCAAAGUCGUACAUACUCACAGCAUAAAGAGUGCAGAACCUUUCAAAGAUCAAACAGUUCUUGUAGUAGGAGCUGGAAAUUCUGGUGCUGAUGCAGCAGUUUAUUUAUCGUCAGUUGCAGAACAAGUAUAUUUAAGCUCAAGACAAGGGACAUGGGUUGUGCAGAGGCCUGGACCGAAGGGACUCCCUGCUGAUUUGAACUACAAUCGGCGUAUCGUUAACACAGCAUUCCGAAAACUUCCCCGUAGACUUGUAUUUUGGUACAUGGAAAAACAAGUGAACAAAAACUUUAAUCACAAUACUUAUCAACUGAAACCAGCGCACAGGUUCAUGACGAAGCGUCCAACUAUCAAUGACCAUCUGGGAAGCAAAGUUUUGAGCGGGGACAUCAUUCUGAAAGGUGCUGUCAAGCAUUUCACCGAGAAAGGCGUUGUUUUCCGAGGCGAAAAUGACGUCACAAACGUUGAUGUUGUAAUAAUGGCCACUGGUUAUCAGUUGAAAGUUCCUUUCUUAAAUGAUAUAAUAUUCCAAGUAAUAGGGGAUCAUGUUCCUUUAUUCAAACAUGUUUUUCCACCUCAUUUAAGUGUACCCUCCAUGGCCAUAAUUGGCAUGACUCAAGUAUUGGGUGGCUUUUUCCCGGUGUGUGAAAUGCAAGCUAGGUGGUUUGCAAAUGUUCUGAACAACAAGAUACCUUUUCCUGACAAGGGCGAUAUCAUCAAUGACAUUACCUUGAACACGGAAAAGGAAACGAAACUUCUCCAUUCCAGUGCAAGAAACUGCAUGCAAGUUUAUGCAAUUCCUUACAUGGAUGAGCUUGCAAAGCUCAUUGGUGCAAAACCAAACUUCAGAAAAAUGUUCUUGAGGGAUCCUAAAUUGUCAUGGGCUUGUGUGAUGGGUCCUUGCUUGCCCUACCAAUACAGGCUCGAAGGGCCUCAUGCUUGGUCUGGGGCCCGCGAUGCUAUUCUGAAUUACAAAGAGAGAGUACUGGCUCCACUGAGAACUCGGUAUGAAAGUCGCCAUCAAUUUGUCAAUGCGUGAUGGCUGUAAUGUAACUUUUUUUUAUUUUAAUGUUUUGUUUAUGCGGCUACAGCAAAGAGCAGAACAAAAGUCUGUUCCGGUUUUAGUGUAUUUUCCUAGUUUCCUAUGUGAUAUUUAUAUUCCAUUUAAAUCUAGUUUUGUGUACUGCAAAUUUGUUGUCGAAUAAAACUUAGCUGUAAAUAAUCUGGUGCAUGCAGACACGUUGUUAUAAUACGUAUGAACACGCUUUACGACAGGAGUUUGUAAUGUAUGUUGCACAAGGAAUCACGUACACAUCAAUGUUUGAAGAGAAAUAAUUGAAAAAUAAUCUUUUCCAUUUGUGAGAGCAUUGAUGUUAAUCAUGUUCAUUGAUAAAUCGAAACAAUUCUUCUAAAGGAAGGUUUAAGACAUGCAAGUAAUUUUUCUUGUGAAUAUUGCUGAUUUUUCUCUAUGUUAUGACUGUAUUAAUUUAUUUUGUAAUAUUACUAUUUUGGCAUAAAAAAUGGUUUUUAAUUUUGGAUUUUACAUUGAAUGUAUAUCAUAUUGGACCUUCGAAAUAUUUAUAUUGUAAAUGAUGCGCUUUAACACAUUUUAAUAUGUAUUAAAAUGUUUCAAUUCUACUGAAUUCCAUUUCAUUUUGUAAUUUAUAACAGUACUGGACUUGAAUAAAUUUUCACAGUUAAUUUCAUGAA